AUGUACCAAUGGGAAUUUACCCCUUCUUUCCAUAACUCUCCUCCUCAACCUCCAUUGGAGGAACCGUAUCUUCAAGCGGUUACUCCACCGCCUUUACCUGUUGAGGAACCACCUCAACAACCACCACAACCACCUCCUGAGCCACCUAGGCGAAGGAGGAAUGCAUGGAUGUCCGUGCGAGGGGGACCAAGAUUUAGUUCCCCUCAAGCUUCAAGCACAUACCCUCCUAUUCUCGAAGAUCCACAAAUGGGUAGACCUUCACACGCGGUGCCGGAAGAUGAUCCCCCACCAGUUACUUUUGCACCACCACCACCGCCAGUGGGUUUUGAAAACCCAAUACCAACAUACCCAACUUCAUCUGGGUAUAACCCAUUUGAAUAUCCAACUCCUACGGAUUAUGGAUAUCAAGCCCCUUCCCAAGAUCCAUAUCUUGAGGCAGCUCUAUUUAAUACACUUUAUCCUUCACCAUUUCCUCCAGUAUACCCAACUGGGUAUCCUGUGCAUGGGUAUCAAUACCCUACUUACCAGCAGCAACCUCCACCUUCAUAA
Helianthus annuus (common sunflower) is the source of this 549-nucleotide messenger RNA. RefSeq names its product extensin-like. Bases 1 to 549 code for a protein of 182 amino acids. Lineage: Eukaryota; Viridiplantae; Streptophyta; Magnoliopsida; Asterales; Asteraceae. The record is from RefSeq and is a predicted model, not a curated record. The transcript has a single exon.